AUGAAGGAUUACCCUGUAUGUAUUAUUCAACCAUUAAUUUAUUUUUACAGUUUUUGUAUUGAAUUAUUAUUAAUUUUCUUAGAGUUAUGUCAAGUAUGUGAAUGUCAUUGGGUAAAUCAUAUGCAUAUAUCAUAUGAAUAUGAAACAUAUAUAACCUAUGUUGAAAUCGAUAAUUCCAAUUUACAGUCAGUAUUAAUAAAUAUUGAUAAACGUAUUAAUGAUUUACGACAAGAAGAACAAUCUAUUCUUAAAGUGUGUAAUAAACUUUCACAAUUUUUAAAACAAAAUUCCAUUACACCUUACAAUGAUGAUAUUCUUGAAUAUAUACGAUAUUUUGUUCGUGAAGAAGAAAUGAAAAAAAGUGCUGGUUCUAAUAAUGAAGAUGUUAUUCAAGGUCUUAAAAAUAUGAUUAAAGAAUAUGAACUUGAACAAAAAUUAUUUGAUGCAAAUUUUACUAGAACAACAACAUCUACCGCUUCAAACUUUAUACAUAAUGAACGUGGAGUUGAAGAUAUAUUCGGUUUAGUAAGUAAGCUCUAUAAAUUACCUAUAAAUGGUUCAAGUAUUCGACAACAAGUUGAAGAAUUGAAAGCGAAACAAUGGGUGGUGAAUGAAAAACGAGAACAUUUUGUUAAAGUACCAAUCAAUGCUAAUUCUUCUACAAUAAUGCAACAACUAAAACGUAUAGUCAGUCAAAAAUGA
Messenger RNA from Rotaria sp. Silwood2, 702 nucleotides. Lineage: Eukaryota; Metazoa; Rotifera; Eurotatoria; Philodinida; Philodinidae. The record is from the annotation of a GenBank genome assembly.